AUGGCUGCUGCAGGGACCCCAUUCCCGCCCUCCAACCUCACCUCCGGCAACCAGAGCAGCUGCAACGUGCACAACCACUACUUCUCCUCCAAAGUCGCGUUCGCCCUUUUCUACACCGGCCUGCUGGUGUUCGGUGCCUGCGGCAACAUCCUGGCUCUCUGCAUCACCUUCCAGCGCAGGAAGAAGAAGCUCAACUCCACCGACCUCUACCUGGUGAACCUGGCCCUCUCCGACGCCCUCUUCACCCUGGCGCUGCCCGGCAGGAUCGCCUACUACAUCCUGGAGUCCGACUGGCCCUUCGGCGACUGGUGCUGCCGAGCCACCGCCUUCAUCUUCUACAUGAACACCUACGUGAGCAUCUACUUCAUGACAUGCGUGAGCGUGGACCGCUACAUCGCGGUGGUGCGCACGGGGCGCGCCGGGCGGGCGCGGAACAGCGGCCGCGCCAGGGCCGUCUGUGCCCUCACCUGGUCCCUGGUGUUCCUCCAGACCGCGCCGCUGCUGCUGCGGCCCAUGACGCGCAGGGUGGGGGGCAAGCUGACCUGCAUGGAGUACUUCAACUUCGAGGAGGUUCCCAAGCUGCCUUACCUGCUGCUGGGGGCUUGCGUGCUCGGGUUCUUCCUCCCCGUGGGCAUCAUCUUGGUGUGCUACGUGAGGAUCAACCUCAAGCUCUGCCAGACGGCCAAGGAGAACCCGCUGACGGUGAAGAACGGGCACCACCGCCGGGCCUUCACCAUCAUCCUGGUGGUGCUGCUGGCUGUCCUGCUCUGCUUCAGCCCCUACCACCUCAACAUCGUCCAGUUCAUGGUCAGGAAGAUCCUCUACCAGCCAUCCUGCCGCGAGCAGCAAGCCUUCAAGAUGUCCCUUCAAGUCACUGUGGCGUUCAUGAACCUCAACUGCUGCAUAGACCCCUUCAUCUACUUCUUUGCCUUCCGGGGCUACAAGCGGAGGCUGCUCCUCAUCUUCAGGAACAGUGGCUCAAUGACCACUACCUCGAAGACCCCCUCCGAGAGCAACAGCAACAACCAGCCACCCGGCUCCGUCUCUGUCUAG
This is a messenger RNA of Chaetura pelagica (chimney swift), 1053 nucleotides long. RefSeq names its product G-protein coupled receptor 183-like. NCBI's taxonomy places the organism in Eukaryota, Metazoa, Chordata, Aves, Apodiformes, Apodidae. The coding region runs from base 1 to 1053 and encodes 350 amino acids. The transcript has a single exon. Gene Ontology annotation, molecular function: G protein-coupled receptor activity; oxysterol binding. Gene Ontology annotation, biological process: G protein-coupled receptor signaling pathway. The record is from RefSeq and is a predicted model, not a curated record. Gene Ontology annotation, cellular component: membrane.